Budorcas taxicolor (takin) is the source of this 1290-nucleotide messenger RNA. RefSeq names its product SH2 domain containing 2A (gene SH2D2A). The record is from RefSeq and is a predicted model, not a curated record. The transcript is spliced from 8 exons. Lineage: Eukaryota; Metazoa; Chordata; Mammalia; Artiodactyla; Bovidae. Gene Ontology annotation, cellular component: cytoplasm. Bases 1 to 1290 code for a protein of 429 amino acids.
AUGGAGUUCCCUCUGGCCCAGAUAUGCCCCCAAGGGAGCCGAGAAGCCCCGGCCAUAACCUUCAGCACCUUCCAGCCCCUGGACUUGACCCGCAGGGGCUGCCAGGGCCCCGGCUUGCUUCUGGGACCACGACUCCAGGCCCCCGAGGAAGCCUGGUCCAGCCCCAGGGGCCCAGCUGGCCAGGCUGUGGCACCUCUCCAGGCCCCAGGGGCUGCCUGCAGUCCAAAGGAUGUUGGGAAGGAGGAGGACCAAAGGGAAGAAGCUCUGUUCCUACAGGCCGAGACUCGGGCUUGGUUCCAGAAGACCCAGGCCCAUGAGCUCCUACAGCACGGGGCGGCCCCCAUCUGGUUCCACGGUUUCAUCACCCGGAGAGAGGCCGAGAGGCUGCUGGAGACUAAGCCUCAGGGAUGCUACUUGGUGCGUUUCAGUGAGAGCGCCGUGACCUUUGUGCUGACUUACAGGAGCCGGACUUGCUGCCGCCACUUCCUGCUGGCCCAGCUAGGGGACGGGCGCCACGUGGUGCUGGGCGAGGACAGCGCCCACGCGCGGCUGCAGGACCUACUGCGGCACUACACUGCGUGCCCGCUCAGCCCGUACGGGGAGACGCUCACUGAACCCCUCGCCCGCCAGACUCCUGAGCCCGCAGGACUGUCCCUAAGGACUGAAGAAUCAGAGUUUGGAAGCAAAAGCCAGGACUCACAGUUUCAGUAUAGCCCGAUUCUCAAAAAGGAGCAAAGUACAGCCCCCACGCAGAAAGAUGGAGCUGGGGAGCCAAAGCAGCCCUCCCAGUGGCCCAGGCCCAAGCCGCCCAUCCCCGCCAAACCUCAGCUGCAGCCCGAAGUGUACACAAGCCCUGCUCCGAGACCGCGCCCAGCCCUGCCGCCCAAGCCCUCCAACCCCAUCUACAACGAACCUGAUGAACCCAUCGACUUCUAUGCCAUGGGCCGUGGCAGCCCUGGGGAAGCCCCCAGCAACAUUUAUGGCAACCCUGAGGAAGCCUCCAGCAACAUUUAUGCCGAGGUGGAGGUGAGGGAGCCUGAUUCAAGGAGUGAGGACCCGCAGUUCAUCCUCAGGCAUGAAGUCCUACGGAAGUGCCAGUCCAGGCCUGUCCUAGGCAGCCAGAAUCCAGGUGGCCAGCAACUGCAUUCUGAGAACUCCGUGGCUGAACAAGGCCAUACUGUGCCCCACCGGCCCCUACCCCGCUGGGGUCACACUCUCCCCUACAACCUUUCUAGACAAGUGCUUCAGGACAGAGGACAGGCGUGGCUCCCCCUGGGGCCUCCUCAGUAG